Molecule: messenger RNA, 7796 nt
Organism: Meleagris gallopavo (turkey)
Lineage: Eukaryota; Metazoa; Chordata; Aves; Galliformes; Phasianidae
Source: RefSeq, a predicted model, not a curated record
UGGUAGGGAUAUGCUGUAUUCAGGAGCAAGGGACUCAAAACACAUAGUUCUAGAGCAGUUUGAAUUUUCUCUCUGUCUUCAGGGACACCGAGGGGAGUGUGCUACCAUGGAUACUGCUGAGAAAGUGAUUGGAUUGACAGCUUUGUCUCUUGCUCCUGCCCUAACCUUGAGGAGUCUGAGUUUUCUUGUCAGGCCUCAGUUUUCAUGUACACUCCUGACAGUUCUAUUGUCAGCAGGCUUCAACAGUGUGGAAGCGGUGAGCGUUCUGUGAGGUGCAGCUACUGACACCUACUCACCUUUGUAGCUUUGCAUGGACAAAGAAAAACUCCUUUUUUUUUCCUCCCAGGAUGGGUACAGAUCGAAGUGAGGAGCUGAUCAUCUGUUUAUGGAGUCCAAUCAAAUACACAUCAGUUCCAAUGGCAGCAGUUAGAACUGAGGAAGCUGGGUACAGCACAAUAACUGCUUUCUGAAGUUGCGAAACCUUGGCCAACUCGGUGUCCGUACUCUGUUUUAACACUCUGCAGCCAUGAAAAUUCACGGUGAUUCAUGGCAGGGGACGUGGAAGGGUUUAGCUCCUCCAUCCAUGACACCAGUGUCUCUGCUGGAUUCAGAGCACUGUAUGAGGAGGGAUUGCUUCUUGAUGUCACACUUGUCAUUGAAGACCACCAAUUUCAGGCCCAUAAAGCACUGCUUGCCACCCAGAGUGAUUACUUCAGGAUUAUGUUCACAGCUGACAUGCGGGAACGAGAUCAGGACAAAAUCCAUUUGAAAGGUCUGACAGCUACAGGCUUCAGUCAUGUUCUCCAAUUCAUGUAUUAUGGAACUAUUGAACUGAGUAUGAACACUGUUCACGAAAUCCUUCAGGCUGCCAUGUACGUCCAGCUUAUAGAGGUGGUAAAAUUUUGCUGCUCUUUUCUCUUAGCUAAAAUCUGCCUAGAAAACUGUGCAGAAAUUAUGAGACUUCUGGAUGAUUUUGGUGUAAACAUCGAAGGAGUCAGGGAAAAAUUGGACUCUUUCCUGCUAGAGAAUUUUGUGCCGCUCAUGUCCAGACCUGACUUCCUUUCAUAUCUGAGCUUUGAAAAGCUCAUGUCUUACUUGGAUAAUGAUCAUCUGAGCAGGUUUCCAGAGAUAGAGCUGUAUGAAGCUGUCCAGGCCUGGCUGCGCCAUGAUAGAAGACGCUGGAGGCAUACAGACACCAUCAUUCAGAACAUCAGGUUUUGUUUGAUGACACCAUCCAGUGUUUUUGAGAAGGUAAAAACAUCAGAGUUUUACCGAUACUCCCGGCAGCUGCGACAUGAGGUUGACCAAGCCAUGAAUUACUUUCAUAGCGUUCACCAGCAGCCUUUGAUGGAAAUGAAAUCGAACAAAAUUCGUUCUGCCAAACCCCAGACUGCCGUGUUUAGAGGAAUGAUAGGACACAGUAUGGUAAACAGUAAAAUUCUUCUCUUGCACAAACCGAGGGUCUGGUGGGAACUAGAGGGUCCUCAAGUACCUUUACGACCAGACUGCCUUGCCAUUGUGAAUAACUUUGUGUUCCUGUUAGGUGGGGAAGAACUGGGGCCAGAUGGUGAGUUUCAUGCUUCAUCCAAAGUGUUUAGAUAUGACCCAAGACAAAACACUUGGUUACGAAUGGCAGACAUGUCUGUCCCGCGUUCUGAGUUUGCUGUUGGAGUUAUUGGGAGGUACGUUUAUGCAGUGGCUGGGAGAACCAGGGAUGAAACCUUUUAUUCAACUGAACGGUAUGAUAUUACUGAAGAUAAAUGGGAAUUUGUAGAUCCCUAUCCAGUCAAUAAAUAUGGACAUGAAGGAACUGUGCUGGGUAACAAGUUGUAUAUCACUGGUGGAAUUACAUCAUCUUCAACUUCUAAGCAAGUGUGUGUAUUUGAUCCCAGUAAAGAAGGGACAGUAGAGCAGCGAACAAGGAGAACUCAAGUGGUCACUAACUGUUGGGAGAACAAAUGCAAAAUGAAUUAUGCAAGAUGCUUUCACAAAAUGAUUUCUUACAAUGGUAAGCUUUAUGUCUUUGGAGGGGUCUGUGUGAUCCUCAGGGCUUCCUUUGAAUCUCAAGGCUGUCCAUCUACAGAGGUUUAUGACCCUGAUACUGAUCAGUGGACUAUAUUGGCUUCUAUGCCAAUUGGUAGGAGUGGUCACGGUGUAGCUGUUCUGGACAAACAGAUAAUGGUUCUUGGAGGCCUCUGUUACAAUGGUCAUUACAGUGACUCAAUUCUCACCUUUGAUCCAGAGGAAAACAAGUGGAAAGAAGAUGAAUACCCAAGGAUGCCCUGCAAGCUGGAUGGCUUACAGGUCUGCAGCUUGCACUUCCCUGAAUAUGUUUUGGAACAUGUUAGACGUUGCAGCUGAAACAGAAUAAACACUCUCAGUGAAAGAUGAAAAGCUGAAUCUUAUUUGUCAGAAAAAAAGUAGAUCAUUCUGAAAGUAAUGCCUCCUAUUUAUUUCCAUGGAAACUACGACAUAUACAAAGAGCACAGUAACAUUACUUGAUUGAGCAAGUUCUUGGCUGCAAAACACUAUUUUUCACCAUAGUCACCACCAUGGGCUAUGCAUUCUCGACUGUAACGAACAAGAGCCUGCAUGCUGUGCUUGUGAAAACCUGCACCAGUGGAGUUGACCCAUUGUUCUACGGCUGCUGUGAUGGCAUAGUUCAUGGGAAAAUGUUGUCCAUGCAGUCUGUCUUUCAUCGGCUCCAACAAAUGGAAUUCAGAAGGCCCCAAAUCCAGGUAAUACGAUGGAUGCGGUGGAACAGUCCAGCCUAGAUUGGCAGUGUGAUCCAUGGUCUUCAAACUAGUAUGGGGCAUGGAGUUACUGUGUUACAGGAGAAAGGCUGCCGUCUUUUUUGGUUUGUGUCAUGUCCCGCCUGUCAGCUAGUUGUCAUGGCAACAGCUUUGCACUGCGAGUGUUUGAGACAUACCAAGCACACCCCAAAAAGUCAUAAAGUAUUUUUUGUUGAUCUUUUACAGCCUGACUCUGGAUUGAGCCUUCAGCUUAAUCAGCGUUACGAUGGAGCGGUCAGAGUUGAUGGUUUAUCUGGGUUCCAGUAAAUCCAGAAGGAUCGCCGCUUUCCUCUCCCAAAAGACUGUGCACGUAUUUUACCUGCUGAGGGCUGCAUCCUGAACUUUUUGUGAGGAAUUCAUGCUCAGUGGACUACUGUUUCGACACUGGCUCAAAAUUUUGACAGCAAAUCUCAUCAUCAGUAAUGCGAUCCAGAAAACCGUCACUUUCAGCCUUGCGCUGGAUUCCUGGUCAUAACUCGCUGAUUCACGCAGAUAGUCUGAUUGAGACACUCUUCAUUUCAUGAUGUGACAGCUGUGUACAGCCAUCUGGAACAUAGCUUGUCUUUCACAUCACUUACCACUGCUGAAAUGCACCACCCACUGCCUCACUGUGCUCACAUCUACUGUUGAUCUCCAGAAACGUUCAGCAUGUGUCAGUGAAUGUCAGUGGGUGCAAUUGUUUCCUGUUUUAUUGGAGGAAUUCCAGUCACAUACACUUCACACCCACUUCCUCAGACUGCCCAUCUGCUGUCAUCUGUCACACAACGACAAAAUGUAAUGGACUAUUGGAGGGAAAGUUCAACUUCUAUGCCUGUGCCACCGCCAUCUGCCUCCAACAUUGUGGGCCAAUAUAAUACAAUAGGAGGCAUUACUUUUGGAGUAGCUAAUAUACAAUCUAGUUGAAUUCCUUCAGAGACAUUAGCAUGUUGUGUGUAAGGACGACUGCUAAAUGUUUAAGAGAAACAGGAUUUACAGGGAGAAUACUUACCAAGUUUAUUAGAAAAGCCAAUAGUUGGUCUGAUACUGGAAAAGUUGUGGGAUUUUUCUUUGUUUUGUUUUAACAAAUGCAGUUGUAAACAGGGGAAAGAAAAUAUAUAUUUUUGGGUGUGCUUAUUCUUUUGAUAGCAUUUCAUGUCCAUACUGGUUUGAUUUUUUUGUUUUUUGUUUUCCUGUGGCCACGGUACCAGAUUUCUUCUGAAAUGAAUUGAAUUGAACAAAACAUUUGUGGAAGGAAGAAAGGCCUGAUUCUCUUUUUUAUUGAGCAUCAAAGUAGAACUCAAGCUGUAGUAGGAUACAACUAAGUUUAAAAGAACAAAGCUAAAACCGUUUUUGUGUUUUAUGUUGUGUUUGGAUGCUCUUUCCGUUAAUUGCAAAGUAUUCUCACAUCUGCAAGGUGUUUCUGUUUUCCCUUAAAUACUGUUAAGUAUAAGCUCAAUCUCUUUGCAUGUGUUUUUUUUCCAAGUUUUGUAUAUUAGUACUAGUAAGUCUGCCAAAAUAUGAAUUACACAUUUUCUACUGAAUUGAAAAAACUUCAACUUUUUAAAAAUAUUAUUAUUUAAAACACUAUUUCUGUGCUGCCUUCUGUUGUCUGCAUUAUGUUUGUUGGUAAGUAAAGUAUGUACAUGCGUAUACACUGUAAAAAAAGAAAAAAACUUUUUACAUGCAGCUAUAUUUAAACCAGUGCACAAAUUCAGCCAUAUCUGUUAAAUUUAAGGUAGUUUUAUCCAUUAAUGAGCUAAAUAAGUCAAAGUUCUUAAGUAACUGGAAGCCUCAUUUGGUAUCAAAGUAUCUUUAGCAUAUACUGAUUGAUUCAGUAACUUUAAAAUCCUUACACUGAUUUUACGUAAUGAACUCUUAAUAAUUUGUUGUUUUAUAAAUUAUUUUAAAAAACUAAAUACAUCUUACCUGAGUUUGUUUUAUGUGUGAAUGUGCUACCAGUCUUGUUUUUUAUGAAAAUGUCAGUAAGCAAAUGCUCACCAGCACUGCUUUGACCCACAGAUAUUUUCAGAACUGGAUGUACUAUAGUAUAUUCUGAGCAGUGGCUUUGCUUGUACUCCUAUAGAAGUGAUAAAUCUUUAUUAAUAGUAGGGUUUUUUUUUAUUAUUUGCUGCUGUGAACCCCUGUGUUUUGAGUUAGGUGUUUGGAUGGCUACUACCAUUUGUGUUUCUACAAAAAAAAUAACAACCUUCAUAGCUGUAGCUACUGACCUCAUAGUGCCUGAAAUGAAAUGUGCUGUUCCUGAGGGCUUUUAAUAACUCCAUUGUGUUAACUUGCAGAUAUCGGUAAGAAUGAUUUGCCAAGGUAUAAAUAAUGACAAUUCAAUUCUUACUUUCUUUAAUGUUGUAAAAACAAUCACUAAUAAAAUCCGAAGGAGAAAUGUGAGUAACUCAAAGGCUUACACUUAAUUCAGGAGUGUAGGGAGAAAAUGCUGAAACAUGCAUUUGCAUCUUCUGUAAAGUCUUAUGCUACUUUGCUUUUCUUUAAGCAGUAGACUUAAUAGACAACAGUGCAAAUCGACUUUAUUCAGCAUCUUCCAGUUAAAAAUCACUGUAGAAGAGGAAUGUACAGUACUCAGGGAGUUCAGAAGAAUGCACUUGCAGAGGGACCAAAAUCACUGCAAAAUGUCCUGUGUUAAAAAUAACACCUUCUUACCUAAACUAAAUUUUAAAUCAUCAACAGAAUUUAAAACGUGUACAACUCCUCAUCUAUAUAAUUCAUGAUAUCUUUGUAGUAAUUAUGUUCUGGGUUGAGACGUGAUAAUCUAAAUCAGAUCAGUAGAUCUCUUUUUCUUAAAAAUUAUUUAUUGAGCGUUUUCUUUCUAUGAGUUUUAACAGGAAGAUAACUUACGCCAUCAUAGCUGUAUUAAUGUUAUCUAUGCCGGUAGUUACUGGACCAAAUAUUGAUUUUCAGCCUUCUGAUGCAGACUAAGGGUUGCUUUUAAAUUUAAGUCUUUCCUGAGCGAGAAAUAUAAUUUACUUUCCUAGUGGUCUAACUUAAAGCCAACUUCAUUUACACUAAAACCUCAGUUCUACUGUGAGACUUGUGUGAACAUUGCCCUUUGUGGGUGCAGAGAUGACCUGAUUCCAGUAGGUGCUGGCUAUGUGCAAGUAAAAAGGCUCUUCUGUACCUAUCUCAAAGAAUAUUAGGGCACAAAAAAACCCACCCUUUUUCUUUAUUAUUCUUACAUUAAUAAAUGUAUGGGGCAGCAAAAAUCUUAUCCUGCUUGAGUAAGCUUCAAGGGGACUUAAUAAUACAUAGCUCACUCCAAAAGUAAUGCCUCCAAUUUAUAUUCAUGGAAACUACAACAUGUACAAGGAGCACAAUAACACUUUGAUAGAGCAAAUUCUGAGCUACAAAACUACUAUUCACCACAGUCACCACCAUUAGCUAUGCAUUCUCGACAGUAAUGAACAAGAGCAUGCAUGCCACGAUUGUAAAUAUUUAUAGCAGUGGAGGUGACCCACUGUUCCCCAGCAUUGAAAAUGUUGCCUAUGCAGUCCAUCUUUCUUCAGCUUGAACAAUUGAAAUCAGAAGGCCCCAAAUCCAGGCUACAUGGUGGGUGUGGUAGGACAGUCCAGCCAAGAUUGGCAGUGUGAUCCAUGGUCUUCAAACAGGUAUGGGGCCUGGCGUUAUCGUGUAACAGGAGAAAGGUUGUCUUCUUCUCUGGCCUGACUCUGGAAGUUGGAGUUGGAGUCAUAAUGUAUGGGUCAGAGUUGAUGGUUUGUCCAGAUUCCAGGAAAUCCAGACAGAUCACCUUUCCUAUCCCAAAAGGCAUUACUGUACUUGCUGAGUGCUGUGUCUUGUCUUUUUCUUUGAUAGAAAAUUCACAUCUUACUGCUCCAAGGACUGCAUUUUUGACUCAGUCUCUAAGUGAUGACACCACAUCUCAUCACUGGUAAUGGUGCAGUUGAGGAAACUGUCACCUUCGGCCUUAGUAGGUCCUGACAAACUUUCAUACAGUGUUCUUUGUGUUCCCGUGUGAGCGUUUCUGGCACUCAGCACAAACUUCGUGAUAUUUCAACGUUAUUUCUGACACAUUGAAGUAUAUACUUAUUCUAUACAGUUUCCUGAUUAUAAUCCGCUGAUUCACGUGGAUGAAUUUCGUAGUGUGACAUCUGUGUGUAGCCAUGUGGAAUGUGGCUUAUCUUCUGUGUCAUUGUCAUCACUGCUAAAAUGCACCACCUACCACUUCACUGCGCUCACAUCCACUGUUGAUCUCCAGAAACGUUCUGCAAGUGUUGUACAUCAGUGGGUGCCAUUUUUUCCACAUGGAGGAAUUCAAUUCCACACCAUUAUUUCACCUGCACUUCCAUGUCAGACACCAUUGUGUCAGGCUGCCCCUAUGCAGCUAUCUGUAACAAAAGGGAAUAUAAUAUGGGUGGGAAGGUUCAGCAUCUACUGCCAUACCACCAACAUCCACUGCUGAUGUAGGCCAACAUAAUAAAACAGGAGGCAUUACUUUUGGAGCAGCCCUUGUAGCAUAUGGUAUUUUACUACAAGGGCUUGUCUGGGAAAUGGAUGUGGUUCUGGAAAUCUGGUUUUCCACAAUUCAAGUGUAGUAAAUGGAUGUUACUUAAGACUUAAUUAGAAGUCCUGGUAAUGAUGGAGGUGUUUCAAGUUAUGUUUCAGGUCUGUAUUUAAGCAACUUCUGAGUUUUGUGGGCAAAGCAGCUGCUAUGAAGGCUUUGGUGUGUAUUGACACUUCAAGCAUUAAGAACCAGGUCAUUGUUAGGUGCUCUGCUUUUAAGUUCCUGUUCAACUCCAGCUGUCCAAUUCUGAAAGAUACUGUUCAGGAUUGUGAAAUUUUAGCUUGAAUUGUUGGUUAGAGCCUCCAUGCAGUCUUGUCUUCAAGAAGCUGUCUGUAACCUUUUGAGCUUUAGAAAUGAUUGGAAUUUGCUUGGGUUUAUAAAACCAGGGUAUGUGAGAAUGUUUUGUUAAUUCACAUUUCUACAUGUUUUAUUGUUUCAAGCAUAAAUUUGAGGCUUGUGUUCUCUUUUCCACUGCA